GAGGAGUUCCUAAUAGUGUUGUGAUCAUCUGGACUGGACUCCACACAGUACACAAGGGUUAACAGUCAUGUUGGUGUAUUUUGCAAUGGAGGACGGGUUGCUCGUAUGUCACAUCUGGAAGAAGGAAAGCGGCGAAAAGACAGAAGAAAGCCGGAAAACCCCGAUCUUUGGCUUGUUCGCUCCCUGAAAAAAAACGCGGAGAAACAGGGAUGCCCGUGGAAACCAAACUCACAACUGCGGAUUUCACUUCGCCCACAGCUUCGUCCGUGUAGGCGGUAGCGUCGCCGACUGCCGCGGUGUCGAUAAAAUACACGUCCACCGGGUCCUCGCUGAAAAGAAACGAAGCUCUUUGUCCGAGCCGACGAGGAGGAGGCUUCUCUGGGAGGCGGGAUGCUCCGUUUGGUCGGACCGAGCUUCAGCGCCUGGGCGCGGGGCUCCACCAUGGGAGAAUGAAUCAGAGUCUCACAUCCAUGAAGAUGGCAACAUGUGGCGCUGAGUUGACAACCCCUGCACCCGCAGCAUCAUGUUUGAUGUGACCUAUCCAGUGACGAUGCCUGUUCACCCUGGGGAAGAAUGGUUUACUCCACUAGGAUUCCCCUCUCAGAGGCAGGGGACAUUAACACAAGUCUCUGCUGCCUCAUUACGGGGCUGCUGAACCUUUCAGAGAGGCCGCAGAUGGAGACCAUCUCUAUGGCGAACGUUUCCCUGGGCGCCCGGUCUCCGCCAGAACCAACCGCCCCGGGAGUGGACGACGCACAGAUGCUGCGAGGCGUCGGCCUGCCUCUGCAGAUCGUCUUCUGCGUCGUCAUGGUUGCCAUCCUGCUGGUGGCCCUGGCGGGGAACGUUGUGGUGUGCCUGAUGGUGUACCAGAGAUCUGCCAUGCGGUCGGCCAUCAACAUCCUCCUGGCGAGCCUCGCGUUUGCAGACAUGAUGCUGGCCAUCCUGAACAUGCCCUUUGCUCUGGUGACAGUUGUGACCACCAACUGGAUUUUUGGAGACGUUUUCUGCCGGGUUUCGGCCAUGUUGUUUUGGUUGUUUGUGAUGGAAGGUGUGGCUAUACUGCUUAUAAUAAGCAUAGAUCGUUUUCUUAUUAUUGUUCAGAAGCAAGAUAAGCUGAGCCCACAGAGAGCUAAAUUGCUCAUCGUGGUCACCUGGGGACUCUCUUUCAUUUUCUCCUUCCCUCUUGCUGUUGGCUCCCCUCUCCUACAGAUUCCUCCCAGGGCCCCUCAGUGUGUGUUCGGCUACAGCACCGAGCCUGGUUAUCACGCCUAUGUAUUGAUACUAAUGCUAGUCUUUUUUUUCAUACCCUUCAUGGUCAUGCUGUACACAUUCAUGGGAAUCCUGAACACCAUCCGCCACAAUGCCAUCCGCAUCCACAGCCACUCGGACAGCAUCUGCUUGAGCCAGGCCAGUAAGCUGGGCCUGCUGAGCCUCCAGAGGCCCUUCCAAAUGAACAUCGACAUGAGCUUCAAGACCCGUGCCUUCACCACCAUCCUCAUCCUCUUCUCCGUGUUUACAGUGUGCUGGGCGCCCUUCACUGCCUACAGCCUGGUGACGACCUUCAGUGACGGGUUCUACCAAAAAGACAGUUUUUUUCAGAUCAGCACGUGGGUCCUGUGGUUGUGCUACCUCAAGUCCGCCCUCAAUCCUCUUAUUUACUACUGGCGCAUCAAGAAGUUUCGCGACGCUUGCCUUGAUCUAAUGCCCAAGUACUUCAAGUUUCUUCCUCAGCUGCCAGGCAACACCAAGAGGCGCAUACAGCCGAGUGCGGUGUACGUAUGCGGAGAGCAUCGUUCUGUGGUUUAAUUGAAAGAUGUGCUCUGCGCUGUCGAAAACACAUAAUAAUUCCUGUUUUGUCAUUUGGUGGCAUACUUCUCUUAUCAGAAUGCCUAUUCAGAAUGGAAAUAUCAUUGCAUUAAAAAGGCAGAAGGCGGAGAAGGUGGCUUAUUGCGACAGGAAUUAGUUAGAAGAUCCAGUCAAGAAUGUCCAGUUUAAGUUGAACUUGCAGGAGUUAUAAGGCUUGACUGAUAAGAAACUACUGAACACUGCAAGCGAUUAUACAGUAGAGCGUAGAAACUGGGCUGGGUAUUGUUAGAUUUCCGUCUGUACUACAUGCAUUAUCUGUUAUUUAUCCCAUAUAAAACAACUCUAACACUAGGGACAUUUGGUGUCAAUCAGGGACCUACUUUAUAAGAUAAUGUAUAGUAACUCAAGGUUUUCCAAACUUUUCUCUUUGGUCAAUGAAGCUGACUCAGGUUCUGCUGUGCAACCUAACCAGGGUACUUCCGUCACGUGACAACAGACGGUUGUGUAUAAGGGAGAAAUUAUGAUCUCUAGAUCUAUUGGAGCUUUAGAAUAAUUCAGUGAGACAAUUGUUAGCAUCUGUUGACAGUUUUGGAUGUUGCUGUGGUGCGAUGUCCUGUACUUAGAACUAGAAGGUUCAGAGGACUAGUACAUGGUUGUGGAGAGUGAUGCACCUCUCGAGCUAGAAUUAUGUUCUUUAUGUUGUUAUUACAGAAUAAUCCUUAGUGUGUGCUGCAGAUUUGAUUGACCUAUGUAAUGCAGGUUAAGUCAGGGUCAGCAUUUUGCUGGAUGACCUUGCAUUAUUUGCCCCAGAAUGCCAGAUAUGUUUUAAUGCAGUGCUAUUGUCAGUCUGACCAUUUUAUGCUGAGGUUCAGCACCAGUCAGGAUUACCAAAAUGGCAAACACAACUGGACUCACUGUGUAAAAGACUUUCGUUCAAAGAGACACCCUCACCAUCAACCACGUAGAUGGUUAACCGGUGAAACCAGUUAUCUUCUUAUGAUUUGAACAGUGUCUAAUUUUACUCGGGUGAAGAAUAGUCACACGGCAGCUGUUUAGCUAUUUAUAGCCUGCCGACAGCUGGGAGCUUGUGGCAGAAGUUUACUUCUUUCACAGUUUUCUGGCAAAAAGGUGUAAAGAAAGUCAUGUGAGGGAGUAUAAAGAGCAAGCACACAUAUGGAAGAAAAGGAGGCGGAUGAAUGGGGCCACAGACACAACAGUCUGGGGUUUGUGCCUGUGAAAUACAUCAAUGCAGAUAUUGUUUUUUAUUUCUUACAUGGCUUCUUGACAUUUUAAACAUGUUAUUUCUUUCAGUUAUUUUCAGUUUUUGGUGGAAUUUUCAUUUAGAAAACAAAACUACGUUGUUAGGUUUAGGAAAAGAUGAUGGUUUAGGUUCAAAUCAGCCCUGUUUUAAUGUCAAUUAUAUUAAAAAAAAAAAAAAAAAAAAGCUUUUCUGACGGGUACAUAUAGAAGUGAUAGCUACUGACAUCUGGGUGCUAAUAGCACCUCCCUUAAUUUAAUAAGCUUCUCAUUUUGAAAGGGAAACACAUGUUUUGGCAGUCCGCAGCAUUCAGGACUUCAACACGUCAUCAUCUACCCCCACUCACUCAAAAGUGAAUCUAGAAUAAGGCAUAAGAGCACUGUUGUGUUGCUGUGGUGAUGCCAUUGGCAACUAAUGUCUGUAUAGAGACGUGGGACCCAAGUCCCACCUUCUGCCUUUAGACAAACAUACAUUUCUGAAGAGGCCCAUCAGGUCCUGAUGCACUUAAUUAAGAAGAAUGAACACUUGAUGGGGGGUGGUUCUGACUUAUCCUGCCACCAGCCAAAUGGAGAUUACUUGGCUUCCAUUCUGGAGAGCUGUCAUGUUGUCCAUACUCAUACAAUCUGUGGUCCAGAAUCCUUCUGGAGCUUAGGUUAAUAUUUUCCAAACUUGAAUCUUGAGCUUAUCUUGUACACCACACUGGAAGUUGCCUUUUCAGCAUGUGAAGAUUUGAAGCCAUUCAGGCCAGCUUAUAUGGAGAAGAACCAAACAACAGGCAGCUGUUCCAGCUGUUGUGUCUCAAACAGACCAAACAACGGGAACUGUUUGGUUUUACAUGGUAGAGGAGCUGAGACUCAUCUACACCAGCAGCAGGGGCGGCUUCAGUAGUAGUGCUGGUGUCGUUUUAAAAAUGUUUCUUACUCGUGCCAAUUCAAGUUGAGUCUUGGUACAGAUACUAGAUACUUCUUUGGUACCAAAGUUCUCUGUAUUGCUUAACACACGAAGCCAUAAAACUAUUUGCCUGAAAUGAAUCUAAAAUUGUCAAAAUGAAACUUUGUGAUACCUUAAAUUCCAUACACAGCUCUUCUUAGUAGGGCUGCACUGAUGCCAUCACAGUAGCUACGGCUCUUUCUUUCCCUAGUCAGCCCACACACUCUUCUUCUUUGACUGCGCCACAGUGUAAAUUGGUUUAAUAAAAAGGUAGGUGUCUGAAGGAAUCCACAAAAACAAAUGAAACCCUUAAUAUCUAAUGAAAUGCACUGAAUGGCAAAUACUGUGUGAGAAUACCAACGGGUGAGUUUUAUUAUUAUUAUUAUUAUUACUACUAUUAUUAUUUUUUGUUCAGUUUUCUUAUAGUAAUUUGAGCUCACCUCUUUUCUUGCCACUGCAGUUGCUGGGGAAGGACAGGGUGUUUAGCUGCAUAGAGGAUGCUUUUUUAAGGCAUGUAAAUUAACAGCUUCAGUGGAACCUGAUUGUGGUCGUUAAGUGGCCACAGCUCAUUUGAACGUGCGUAUUUAAAUGUUUUGAUUGUGCCUAUUAAUUAGUCCAUUUGCCGGUCAGAAUGCUGCUAUAUCUGGUGAAAAUGUGCAAUUUCAGUGUGUUGUACCGUUGAAUGUAAUAAAGAAAUAGACAUUUCUUACCUUGGUAAA
This is a messenger RNA of Mugil cephalus (flathead mullet), 4713 nucleotides long. RefSeq names its product G protein-coupled receptor 63 (gene gpr63). The record is from RefSeq and is a predicted model, not a curated record. Gene Ontology annotation, biological process: G protein-coupled receptor signaling pathway. Lineage: Eukaryota; Metazoa; Chordata; Actinopteri; Mugiliformes; Mugilidae. The transcript has 2 exons. Gene Ontology annotation, molecular function: G protein-coupled receptor activity. Gene Ontology annotation, cellular component: membrane. The coding region runs from base 574 to 1806 and encodes 410 amino acids.